Messenger RNA from Trichomycterus rosablanca, 1305 nucleotides. RefSeq names its product ALX homeobox 3 (gene alx3). The coding region runs from base 1 to 1074 and encodes 357 amino acids. The record is from RefSeq and is a predicted model, not a curated record. Gene Ontology annotation, biological process: regulation of transcription by RNA polymerase II. Lineage: Eukaryota; Metazoa; Chordata; Actinopteri; Siluriformes; Trichomycteridae. The transcript has 4 exons. Gene Ontology annotation, molecular function: RNA polymerase II transcription regulatory region sequence-specific DNA binding; DNA-binding transcription factor activity, RNA polymerase II-specific.
AUGGAGACGGAGGGUUGUAUGUCGUUUGGCUCUGCCCCGAGCAGCAGGACGAGUCCGGAUCAGUCUCCGGGUUUGGAUCAUGGUUCCGGUUCUUACUUCCACUGUGAUGAGCUGCAGAAAUCCCCGCAUGCUCAGGCUGCGCAGCGGCACUCGGUGCGCACUGAUUUCUACACCGCGCGUUACACGGACUUUCCCCACGUUCUGAACACAGCUUCCUCCCCCGGAAAACACAGCAAGUACCUGGAAACAACCACACCCGACCACAAGACUUUAUCCAGCAGAGGGAAAGGCUCGUUUUACGACAGCAGCUCCAACGUUGGAGAGAAACCUUUGCCUAAACCUUUGGUUUAUCCUGUCCUUGACUCUGAAUGCUGUGGCAAACUGAAAGAGCCUUCAAAUGGACUAACAGAAGGAGAGUCCAUUGCAGACUCAAUCAACCUAUCAGGCAAGAAUAAAAAACGCAGGAACCGCACCACGUUCAGCACCUUUCAGCUGGAGGAACUAGAGAAGGUUUUCCAGAAAACACAUUAUCCAGAUGUCUAUGCACGUGAGCAGCUGGCUCUCAGAACUGAGCUCACUGAAGCACGAGUGCAGGUGUGGUUCCAAAACAGAAGGGCUAAAUGGAGGAAGCGGGAACGCUACGGAAAAAUGCAGGAUGUUCGAAACCAUUUUGCUGCUACAUAUGACAUCUCAUUGCUUCCACGGUCCAAUACCUACCAGAUGCAGGGUAACCUGUGGUCCGCGGGAUCAGGUGGUGGAGGGGGUGCCGGUGGGGCUUGCGUCCUGGGCACAGACAGUAUGCCCUCAUCCUGCAUGACUGCUUACCCGCACCCUCAUUCACACCAUCAUGCCCAUGGGCUUAUGGGAAUGUCCACAUCCUCUAAUCACCCACCUCAUCACCAUCACUCUCACCACCCAAGUAUCAAUGGCCUCUACUCUUUGCACAGCUUCCAGGGAGGUCUGGGGCCACAUUCCUUUGAGCCUGGCCCUGAGUCUGACUACAAGCCUUCAGGCCUGGUGGCACUGCGUAUGAAAACCAAAGAUCCUAGCAGCCUCUUGUCCUGGCCAACGUGACCGGCAUGAACUAGAGCUGAGCCAACACAUAUCAGAAUAUUUGUAAAGAAUAUGUAGACUUUUUCAACAGAACCUUCAUUUGUCAGGAAGGAGAAAUAUUUUUAGCCUACUAAUUUUUGUAGAUUUGAAGGUUUUUUAAUAAUAAUUGAAGUAAUGAAUGCAAUGUUCUUGUAUAUGCUGUUUUACAAUAUGUUUCAGUACGUCAAUGGUUACUGUUCUUCCUUCUAAAAU